Tricharina praecox is the source of this 1283-nucleotide messenger RNA. RefSeq names its product Inositolphosphorylceramide synthase subunit Kei1-domain-containing protein. NCBI's taxonomy places the organism in Eukaryota, Fungi, Ascomycota, Pezizomycetes, Pezizales, Pyronemataceae. The record is from RefSeq and is a predicted model, not a curated record. Gene Ontology annotation, biological process: inositol phosphoceramide metabolic process. Gene Ontology annotation, molecular function: inositol phosphoceramide synthase regulator activity. Gene Ontology annotation, cellular component: inositol phosphoceramide synthase complex; Golgi membrane. The coding region runs from base 281 to 1135 and encodes 284 amino acids. The transcript has 3 exons.
GCAUUCUUCCUUCUCCGCCUCAUACCUCCUACUCCUGACGACCCCCGAAUCGUACCGAUACUCAGUCGCGGCACGAUCGAUUUCCACUCCACCGACAGCACACUCGCCGACUGCUCUACGCGAACAAAACACGACUGAGCGCUUCGAAUCGCUCGACAAGUCUACUCUACCGAUCUCCUGACCCCGACCGACACCGCGCAACUGGGUCCUUGGCCGGAUAGCCACCGCCGUAUCGAUUUCGCGAAGUAGUGCUACAUCUACCUAUCGAGCACUUUGAAAGAUGUCCCAGUAUCUACGGUUACCGACACCGAAGAAAUUUCUCGGCUUCUUCGACCUCCAGCAUGGCGCCCAAGUCGUUCUCAUGAGCGUGCUGAUAAAUAAGUGCUCCGGGGUUGUCGGAGUGCUGGCAAUACUCAGCGGUGCACAAAUUUCCGUGGUACAAUUGUCCAUGUACGUCUACUCGCUCAGCCUGUUCGGCUUCCUCUGCUACCUCACGCCGAGCAUCCGUAAGCGCUCGCCACUCGCCGCGCUCUCGUUCGCCUACAUCUACCUCCUCGACUCGGUAAUAAACAUAGCGUACACGAUACUCUUCGCGGUGUCGUGGUUCCUCGUGCUCGCGGCCAAGCACGCAACAUCGCCUGCAGUAGUCGCAUCUGCUGCGAACACGAUCGACAAAACCGCCGGCUUCACGUCACCCGCGCUCAACGUUUCCGCCGUCAACGUGGUCGUCACACCUGCCGACACGCUAAUGGGCGGGCAAAACGCGGUGGCAGUCGGCACACCCGCGGAUGCGGCAGCCACUGGCAUUGGUGCUGGCGUGCUGCAGCCGGAAUCCGCUACUAGCAUCUUCAUCAUUGCUAUCUUCUGGACCAUCCGGCUCUAUUUCGUGGUCAUCAUCUUUGCGUGGGCCCGACACGUCGUGCGGACUAGUGCCACGCCGUCCGAGGAGCCCUUCGAGGGGAGGAAUAAUGGCGAGGGGUGGCAGGGGCGCCUCGGCAGGGCGCUGAUUGGUGUUGGGAAGAGCUACUGGCAGGGAGAUGGGUGGGCUCCCCUCGGCGGAAACAAGUUUCGUCGCAGCACGGAGCCCAGCGAUGGACGAAGAUUUAGGAGGGAGAGAAUCACCGUCGAGGUAUAGAGGGAUCACAUAUCUCGAAACGGGAGGGGGGGGGCAACCUUUAGUUUUGGGGCGGACGGGGUCCAGGCGGACGAGAGUGAUGGGUAGUGGGGUGGAGCCGGACAGCGUCCGUGCGAGUGCGGGGAGAUUGGGUUUUUUUUUCGGUGUG